Messenger RNA from Prunus mume (Japanese apricot), 2460 nucleotides. RefSeq names its product putative receptor-like protein kinase At5g18500. The record is from RefSeq and is a predicted model, not a curated record. Lineage: Eukaryota; Viridiplantae; Streptophyta; Magnoliopsida; Rosales; Rosaceae. Gene Ontology annotation, biological process: protein phosphorylation. Gene Ontology annotation, molecular function: protein kinase activity; ATP binding.
GCUUCAAUGUUUUUCAUGCUUCUCUUUUACUGUAUGUAAUGUAAGGCAUGCCCUCUCUCCUCCUCAUCACCUACCACUGACAACUCCACCCCUUCUUAUUAACCCCACCACCUCCAUUUGCUCUUCCCAGAAUUCAUGUGCCCCCUUCUCUUCUCCAUUCCCCUUGGACUGCACAAAGACACAUUAGGCUCUGUGCUUGUGACCCUUUGUUUGGAGUUUUCCAAUAGGGGCAAGUGCGGUGGGAAGAGUGCUCUAUCUGACUAUCUGAGCUUGGAUACAAAACCCAUUUGCCCAAUUGAGAAAACCCAGAAAGGAAACCUAAUACUUUUUUACAUUUAUUUUCAGAGAGUUUGAACAAUGGGAUUGAUUUGGGUGUGUGGCAGUAGCCUCAUUUCCAAGUUGGUUUUUUCUGGGUUCUUUUAAUAAGAGAUCUAGGGGGUUGAGUUUGGUUCAUUACCUGUCGAGGAGGCUGACGAAGGCUUUCACAUUAAAUUUGAAGAAAAGGUGACUUUUAACGCCAAAAUAUGGCAUCUGGUCUUGAUACUGUAUUAGCCAAGAAGACGUUUGUUUUCGGCUUAAGAGUUUGGGUCUUAACAGGGAUCAUUGUGGGGGUUUUUAUAGUGAUGAUUCUUGCGGUGUUAUCAGUUUGCCUUACUUCACGAAAGAGAUCCAGAAAGUCUAAUGACAUGCUUCCUCUUAGCCAAAUUCCAAAUGUUUCAAAGGAAAUCAAAGAGAUUAGGGUUGAUCAAGUUUCAUCAAAUAACUAUGCACCCCGUAACAGUUCUUUCCUCACCCUUAGUGAUAAAUUCAAUGACAGAGAGUCAGAGAAAGUUUUGAUCCAGAAGAAUGGAGAUAGUAGCAGUCGAUCAGGCUCAUUUAACAAUACAGAAAAAGAAAAUGUCGGUUCUCCAUCGGGAGACGAGGGUGGUGCAGGAACAGCUUAUUUCAGGCCCUCUUCACAUCCUAUCACUGCCCCUUCGCCUCUUUCUGGUCUACCUGAAUUCUCUCGCCUUGGUUGGGGUCACUGGUUUACAUUAAGGGACCUUGAAUUUGCAACAAAUCGGUUUUCAAAGGAAAAUGUCAUUGGCGAGGGGGGAUAUGGAGUUGUUUAUCAGGGUAAUCUGAUUAAUGGAACUCCUGUGGCUGUGAAGAAGCUACUCAACAACCUAGGACAAGCGGAAAAGGAAUUUAGAGUGGAAGUUGAGGCUAUUGGGCAUGUAAGACAUAAAAACUUGGUUCGACUUUUGGGAUACUGCAUAGAAGGCACCCACAGGUUGCUGGUUUAUGAGUAUGUCAACAAUGGAAACUUGGAGCAAUGGCUUCAUGGAGCUAUGCGUCAUCAUGGAUAUCUCACUUGGGAGGCACGCAUGAAAGUUCUCCUUGGCACUGCUAAGGCGCUGGCUUAUUUGCAUGAGGCCAUUGAGCCAAAAGUUGUGCAUCGAGACAUCAAGUCGAGCAAUAUCUUGCUUGAUGAUGACUUCAAUGCGAAGAUAUCUGAUUUUGGUCUGGCAAAGUUGCUAGGUGCUGGAAAGAGUCAUAUUACAACUAGAGUUAUGGGUACCUUUGGAUAUGUAGCCCCAGAAUAUGCCAAUUCUGGCCUUUUAAAUGAAAAGAGUGAUGUUUAUAGCUUUGGGGUUGUGAUUUUGGAAGCAAUUACUGGAAGAGACCCAGUGGAUUAUGGUAGGCCAGCACAAGAGGUAAAUUUGGUAGACUGGCUCAAGAUGAUGGUUGGAAGCAGGCGUUCAGAAGAGGUGGUGGAUCCAAACAUUGAGACCAGGCCAUCAACGAGUGCCCUUAAACGAGCCCUCUUGACUGCAUUGAGGUGUGUAGAUCCAGACUCUGAUAAAAGACCUAAGAUGGGCCAAGUUGUUCGCAUGCUUGAGUCAGAGGAGUAUCCCAUACCUCGAGAGGACCGAAGAGGUCGAAGAAGUCAAGCAGGGAAUAUGGAGGCUGGGUCUCUAAAAGACAAUUCUGAUACAGAUAGGAGUGACAACCCGGAUAUAAGGGCAGAUAGCAGAAGGAACUAUCGAAAAUAGGCAAAGGGUUGAACAAUCAUAGAAUUGCAAGGAAAACAAGCCAAAGGGAACAUGUUGCACUCAUUUCAAGCUUUCACAUUCUUGGCCCUGCCUUAGUUGAGAUAAAGGAAAGGAAUCAGAACGUGAAGGAAUUUUUUUUCUUCUUUUCUUUUAAAUACAUAAACCUACUUAUAGGUCUUGGAGAGAUGGUUAUUGUGUAUGGAGUGGCAUUAGAUGGGGACGCCCUUGCCACCGGGUGUGUACAGUUCUGAUUUUUUCUUUUCCUUUUGAUUUUUUUGGGUCUUAGGUGACUGUAGUUCAUGAGAUCUUCUUUUAUGUAUGUUUUGCCCUUCUUGUGAAGGAGAGAUUUCAAGAAAAAAAGGAAAGACAAUUGUCCAAGUAUAUGCUAAACUUUACAGGAAGAAAAUGGAAAUUAUGCCAGUUU